Lobosporangium transversale is the source of this 430-nucleotide messenger RNA. RefSeq lists its product as hypothetical. Bases 50 to 265 code for a protein of 71 amino acids. NCBI's taxonomy places the organism in Eukaryota, Fungi, Mortierellomycota, Mortierellomycetes, Mortierellales, Mortierellaceae. The record is from RefSeq and is a predicted model, not a curated record. The transcript has 4 exons.
UUUGACUUGAGUUUUCGCAUCUAAUAGUCCAAACAUUUGAACGAUUGUCAUGAACGAGGAACUCAAAAACAAGAUUCAUGAGCUUGACAUUCUUACUGAAGAACUUUCAUCUUUGAGACCAAAUGCGACGGUAUAUGCUAAAAAGGUACCAUCCUCUAGGGUCCUGUUUCGUGAAAAUAAGACGAUUUUGACCGAGAUAAAGAGGAAGGAGCUGGUCGAGGCAAAAGAGGCUUUGGUAGCAAUCCCAAACCAAGCACAUGCAUAAACACCUUUUUAAAGAUAUACUUCCAUACUUUCAGACUUGGACAAAAACGCAAGCUCAAUCAUGGACCUAUGCUCCUUUAGAAUAAUAAAGAUAUAAAGAUACUUCCCGAGCGACAAAUAUGAAUAGGCUCCUUUAUUUCUUCGUUUAUUAAUAAAAAUAUCGAAU